UUAUUUGUCAUUCAACCAUUCUACUCUGUGAUAUCAAGUUUUGUUUACUUUUUGUGUGCCACUGGUCAGUCUGACUGUAAUGUGAUUUUGCAGAACAUUAUUCUAUUUUAAUAUGAAUUCACUCAAACAUUUACGUAAAUUCACAAAAGUUCCACAUAGAAGAAGAGUUGUAGUUACAGGCUUAGGUGUAGUCUCACCGCUUGGAAGGGGAACAGAACUGGCAUGGAAGAAUCUUCUGAAGGGACAUUGUGGUAUAGUAGCACUCAAAGAUGAGGAAUAUUCCAAAUUACCGAGUAGAAUAGCAGGAAUUAUACCCAUUGAGUCCGACACUGAAAUAGCGAAGGCAUUAUCCAAAUCAAAUUUAAAAUUAAUGGCGCCAGCAACUUGUUUAGCACUCCUUGCAACAUCAGAAGCAUUGGAGGAUGCAAAUUGGUUUCCAGAUUCUGAUGAUGAAAGAGAGGUCACGGGAGUGACUCUUGGUAUGGGAAUGAUAGACUUGAAGGAUGUAUGUGAUACAAAUAAUGCUUUAAAAAUAGGAUAUAACAAAGUGAGCCCAUUUUUCGUACCAAGGAUAUUGCCGAACAUGGCAGCAGGACAUAUAAGUAUAAAAUACGGUUUUCGCGGACCCAAUCAUGCUGUUUCAACAGCAUGUGCGACUGGGGCCCACUCUAUCGGCGAUGCCUUCAGGUUUAUCAGAAAUGGUGAUGCUGAUGUCAUGGUCAGUGGUGGUGCUGAAGCUUGUAUAAGUCCUUUGGCUAUAGCUGGAUUUUGUCGACUCAGAGCCUUGAGUACUUCAUUUAAUGAUGAACCUAUGAAGGCAUCUAGACCUUUUGACAAACUUAGAGAUGGGUUUGUAAUGGGUGAAGGAGCUGCUGUUUUAGUUUUAGAAGAAUACGAACAUGCAUUAAGUAGAAAUGCAAAAAUGUAUGCUGAAAUAUUAGGAUAUGGUCUAUCAGGUGAUGCUGCUCACAUUACCACUCCAAGAGAAGAUGGCAGUGGAGCCAUUUUGUCAAUGAAUAGAGCAUUGCAAGAUGGUCUUAUAGAUUCAAACAACAUCUCAUACAUAAAUGCUCAUGCCACCUCUACACCAGUGGGGGAUGGUAUUGAAUCUACAGCUAUUAGGAAACUCUUCAAAGAAAAUAUUAAAGAAAUUAUGGUAUCUUCUACAAAAGGGGCUCAUGGGCAUUUAUUAGGUGCAGCUGGUAAUUUAGAAGCUGUGUUUACAAUACUAGCGUGUCACCAUGGAAUAGUACCUCCUACAUUGAAUUUAGAUGAACCUAUUGACAAUUUAAAUUAUGUUGCUAAGCAACUACGAGAGUGGCACAAAGAAAGGAGAAUAGCAUUAAAAAAUUCUUUUGGAUUUGGUGGUACAAAUGCAACACUUUGUAUAUCUAGUAUUUAAUUAUAAGAUUAUCGUUGCUCUCAGCUCUAAUAUAAGGAAAUAUUUCCAGAGGUUAAGUCUACAAGCAAAGUGUAUAUAUCAUGAAAUAAAAACAUACUUUAGACUUGA
Messenger RNA from Pararge aegeria (speckled wood butterfly), 1510 nucleotides. RefSeq names its product 3-oxoacyl-[acyl-carrier-protein] synthase, mitochondrial. The record is from RefSeq and is a predicted model, not a curated record. Lineage: Eukaryota; Metazoa; Arthropoda; Insecta; Lepidoptera; Nymphalidae. Gene Ontology annotation, biological process: fatty acid biosynthetic process. The transcript has a single exon. Gene Ontology annotation, molecular function: 3-oxoacyl-[acyl-carrier-protein] synthase activity. Bases 113 to 1402 code for a protein of 429 amino acids.